UAUAGUUUAUAUUUUACUUCUGGGUUUAGUAAAAUGGCAGGCAAGAGGAAAGAAACUACUUUGCAGGUUUCCGCCACUAACCAAGAGCAAUGGGAUGAGGUUCUUGCAACAAAGGGAUUAACGGUAGUAGACGUGUACCAGCAUUGGUGUGGUCCCUGUCGAGCUGUGAUCAGCCUCCUACGAAAAAUCAACAAUGAACUCGGGGAUGACCUGUUACAUUUCGCCACAGCUGAGGCUGACAGCAUUGAUGCUCUGGAGAAGUAUCGAGGGAAAUGUGAGCCCACCUUCCUGUUCUACGGGGGUGGCGAGCUGGUGGCUGUGCUGCAAGGGGCCAACGCGCCUCUCCUUAAGAGGAUGAUCGUAGACCAACUGGCCGAGGAGAAGUUAGUGCUGGAGCAUGACGGAGAACGGAAAGUGGUAACGUUGUAGAUAACGAACUUGUGGAUGAUGAGAAGAUCGAAGAGCAGGAGGACCACCGUCAUUCAGAAGAUGGAGAAAGCAUAAUAG
Phycodurus eques (leafy seadragon) is the source of this 507-nucleotide messenger RNA. It is a transcript of the gene nme9, whose product is annotated as NME/NM23 family member 9. The record is from RefSeq and is a predicted model, not a curated record. Bases 34 to 429 code for a protein of 131 amino acids. Lineage: Eukaryota; Metazoa; Chordata; Actinopteri; Syngnathiformes; Syngnathidae. The transcript has 6 exons.